This is a messenger RNA of Betta splendens (Siamese fighting fish), 658 nucleotides long. It is a transcript of the gene ccl20b, whose product is annotated as chemokine (C-C motif) ligand 20b. Gene Ontology annotation, molecular function: CCR chemokine receptor binding; chemokine activity. Bases 93 to 416 code for a protein of 107 amino acids. The transcript has 4 exons. Gene Ontology annotation, cellular component: extracellular region. Gene Ontology annotation, biological process: lymphocyte chemotaxis; chemokine-mediated signaling pathway; cellular response to type II interferon. NCBI's taxonomy places the organism in Eukaryota, Metazoa, Chordata, Actinopteri, Anabantiformes, Osphronemidae. The record is from RefSeq and is a predicted model, not a curated record.
GAGUGUGGCCUGUCACACUCUCCCUGGGCAUCUUCAGAGCCUUACAAGCCUCGAGCCUCUCCAGCCUCUCACUGACAUCGACCUGCUGAUCCAUGGCAAUCCGCAAAAUGCAUCUCCUGGCAGCUCUGUGCUGCUUUGUAAUCCUCACCACCUUCGUUUGUGACACACAAUCUGCCAGCUGUUGUGUGAGCUACAGCAGGCGCCCGGUGCACUGCAGACGCCUGAUAGGCUACACCAUCCAGCACAUCAACGUCUGUGACCUCCCAGCCAUCAUUUUCCACCUGCCAGGAAGGUUCGUGUGUGCCAACCCCCGUGAGGAAUGGACCCAGCGAGCAAUGAAAUGUGUCGAUGAACCCAGGGGAAAGCGGAAGUCCACUAAAUAUACUGAUGCUUCAACACCUCAGAUUCACGCUUAAACCUUUAAAAAUACUAUAACACAAACUGUUCUAUGAUUUGUGUUGUUGUGUUUGGAGAUAUUUAUUCUGUUUUAUAAACAGGGAAGUGUAAUAUUGUUAAUACAUGUGUGGUAAACUGAUGUUGCAGUGAAUACCAGAAGGAUGAGAACAAGUUUUUAUUUACCAACUGCAGAGGUCAUGAAACAUAAUCUGUUGUAACUUAAUCUGAAGAAUUUAUUAAAACAUGUUAUUUAACUAUGAAA